AUGUGGAAGCUGGGGGCGUUCAACAACCGAUGUCGAGCGAGCCCUGGCGGUCGGCUUACCUUCCCCAGUCGGCCGACUUUCCUGUUCCACAAUAACGCCAACAUGCCAUUGCGUCUUAGAACAUCAACACCGCAACCUCAGGAGUACUGUACCCCAUCACUUCAAGCCCAAUUCACCACAAAAUGGAUCCUUUUUCAACAGAGGGCGCUCCCCCCAGAGCUCCUCAAUAUUCACAAUGCCUUCCACUCCGGUCAAUACCAGAACGUGGUCGACUUCGACACUACCGCACUCUCCACGGAGAACCAGCUCCCCGCCCGAGUACUGAAGCUCCGCGCCCAGAUUGCACUCGGUCAAACAGAGAAUGCCCUGGAAGUCGGAGAAGAUACCCCCGAUCUCGCGGCCGUCAAGGCCCUCGCAAAGCAGUCUGCGGGCGACACCGACGCCGCCCUGCAAUUGGCCCAGGAUCUCGCCGAGAACUACCCAGAGAACAAUACGGUGCAAGUACUCGCGGCCACGGUGCUGCAGGCCCAGGGGCACAGCGAAGAUGCGCUGAGUCUGCUGUCCAAGCACCAGGAUAACCUGGAGGCGGUAGCUCUGAUUGUCCAGAUUCACCUCCAGCAGAAUCGCACCGAUCUUGCCCUCAAGGAAGUCCAGGCUGCGAAGCGCUGGGCUCAGGACUCCCUGCUAGUAAACCUGGCUGAGUCGUGGGUUGGCCUGCGAGUUGGCGGCGAAAAAUACCAAUCUGCUUUCUAUGUCUACGAAGAAUUGGCGUCCGCCCCGAGCACAUCCGCUGCGCUCUCCAUCGUCGGCCAAGCCGUGGCCGAGCUCCACCUUGGUCGUCUCCCUGAAGCCGAAGCAGCUCUCACCGCCGCUUUAGAGCAAUACCCGGACCAUGCCGAGAUAAUUGCGAAUACAAUUGUCUUGAACGUGCUGGCAGGCAAGCCCAGUGCAGAACUUGAGGCUCAACUCAACCAGAUUCACUCGUCUCAUCCACUCCUCAUUGACAUCAAAGAAAAGAGCGACUUGUUUGAUGUGGCGGCUGCAAAAUAUUCACCAAAGGUUUCCUCGUAG
Messenger RNA from Penicillium diatomitis, 1071 nucleotides. Its product is annotated as putative Coatomer subunit epsilon. NCBI's taxonomy places the organism in Eukaryota, Fungi, Ascomycota, Eurotiomycetes, Eurotiales, Aspergillaceae. Gene Ontology annotation, biological process: retrograde vesicle-mediated transport, Golgi to endoplasmic reticulum; endoplasmic reticulum to Golgi vesicle-mediated transport; intra-Golgi vesicle-mediated transport. Gene Ontology annotation, cellular component: COPI vesicle coat. The coding region runs from base 1 to 1071 and encodes 356 amino acids. Gene Ontology annotation, molecular function: structural molecule activity; protein binding. The record is from RefSeq and is a predicted model, not a curated record. The transcript is spliced from 5 exons.